AAGGGGAAGAGGAAGAAGAAGAAGAAGAAUACGAAGGAGAAGAAGAAGAAGAAGAAGAAGAAGGAGAAGAGGAAGAAGAAGAAUACGAAGGAGAAGAAGAAGAAGAGGAAGAAGAAGCAGGACUACAAUCGAUUGAAAGUUUUCGUGAGAGCAGUCUGUCUCGAUUAAGCCAGUCACGUGGUCAACGAGAUCAUCUGACCGGCGGGAAGAAAGAAAAAAGAAAAAUUCAGUUCAGUCUCGUUCAUCUUUCUCUCUUUUCUUUCCGGAUAACAUCGUCACGUACGUUAGAGAUUAUCUACCAUCGCAAGCUGAAAGGAGAAAAAACACUAGCCUGGGAUGAGAAUCACACAAACCACGUGAACAGUCGAGAAAAAUCGAAUGAAAAUCGUAUAGCUCAUUUAAGUCAAAUAAUUUCGAGUAUCCUCAUUUAUCGAUCUUCCUUCUACUUUUCUUCCUCCUUCUGCUUCUCUUUCUUUUCCUCCUUUUCUUCCCUCACGAAGAAAAAAUUUGCAAUCAAGAUGGAGACUACCUGGGACAUUGGGAUCUUAAAUUUUACGAAAGAAUUAAAUCUAAGCUUUUGCAAUGGCACAUAUAUUGAAAAUUGCAAUGAAUUUGAACUUGAUGAAAUUGGCUAUGAUCGUGAUCUUAUAGAGAAGAUUGUCCGCGUGAUAGUGCCGGUUUUUUUUGGGAUGAUUGGUAUACUCGGUUUGAUUGGAAAUACUCUUGUGGUCAUUGUUGUAGCUGCAAAUCCAGGCAUGAGAUCAACUACUAAUAUUCUCAUCAUUAAUCUCGCAGUGGCCGAUCUUCUUUUCGUCAUAUUUUGCAUACCGUUCACAGCGACUGAUUUUGUCUUACCUUUUUGGCCAUUUGGUAAUAUCUGGUGUAAGAUCGUUCAAUAUCUUAUCAUCGUCACUGCCUAUGCUAGCGUCUACACGUUGGUCCUUAUGAGUCUCGACAGGUAUUUGGCGGUGGUUCAUCCGAUAACAUCGAUGUCUUGGAGAACAGAGAACCAUGCGAUUUUAGCGAUUUGCAUCGCAUGGGCAUUUAUAUUUGCUUUAUCUACACCAGCUCUCGUUAUUCAUGGCGAGAUUCACUUUACGUUUCAGGACUUGGACGAUUCGUCGACGGCUUGUCGGAUCCUACCGCAAUAUGAUUGGUCCUUUUUCCAGGUAUCCUUCUUCCUAACGAGUUACUUGCUGCCAUUGACGUUGAUAUGCGUCUUUUAUGUCUGUAUGCUUGUCAGACUAUGGCGUGGUGCUCGUGUGAGUGCCGAGAGUCGACGAGGAAGAAGAAGAGUGACUCGUUUGGUUCUCGUCGUUGUAGGCGUUUUCGCAAUAUGUUGGUGUCCGAUCCAGGUGAUAUUAGUUACGAAGUCUUUAGAGGCGUAUCCUUUAAAAUCGGCGACGAUUAUGGUCCAGAUAGCGAGUCACAUUCUGGCGUAUACCAAUAGCUGUGUCAACCCUAUCCUUUACGCUUUUCUCAGCGAUAAUUUCCGAAAGGCCUUUCGGAAAAUCAUCUAUUGCAGGCCACGACAAGAUCCACAAAGAUCGGGUCCAUCAACAAAAACUACAAGAGCCGCUAGCACCGGUGACAUCCUAUGAGUAUUACAUCCACGUUCAUCGAUGUGAUUGUUGAUCCUGAAUAGAAUGGGUAUUGAAUAUUUCUGUGUAAUUGAAGAAAAUGGAAUUAGAAAGAAUUACACAUCUACACAUACGCACAUCUACCCAACCAGUCAUAAACAACAAACAUACACACAUAAAACAAAGAAUAUAUUUGAUGGUUGUGUUUUGACGUUGUACAAAAGGAAUGUAUUAUACGAGUGGAAUGAUUUCAUGACGCUCAAUUCGACUAACGAAGUUACUAAAGGUGUCGCAAAUUAAAUAUAGAAGUGUAAAAUACGUAUACUAUAUACAUAUGAAAGAAUAUGAAUUAAAAAUAUUUCCAUUUAAAUAAUGAAUCGAAACUUUGUAAUGUUUCGGCUUUUUUUAUUUAUUUAUUUUUUUUUUUUAAAUAAAUAAAAACAGCGAAAUUCAAGAUACUAUAGUCAAUGAAGUUGUACAUGCAAGAGUGAGAUAAAUAAUAAAAACAUAUAGUAUAAUUUUAAAUAAGACUAAUAAGCUUAAUGAUAAAACUUUACCAGAUCCAUCGAAAUACAGUUAGCGACACGAAAUCCUUCCGCCGUUUAAAAAUUAAUAUUGUUUAAAAAUGUAAAUAUUUCUUGUAAAAAAAGGAAAGAAAGGAAAAGAUGGAGAAAAAGGUAAAUUGUUAAAUUAAGAUAAGAUAAGAUAAUUACAUUUACGAUAUUAUCGAAGAUUAUUAAGAUUUCGAGACGUGUUAAUUAAAUGAGCCCUUUUAAUUAUUACACUAUUAUUAAUAACAUUGACUGAUUGUAAACGAGCUAACUGAACGAGCUUUCGAUAAAAUUAUAUAUAUAUAUAUAUAUAUAUAUAUAUAUAUAUAUAUCUAAUUUAUUUAUCGUUUAAAAUAAAUAAACUGUGUGUGUACACGAAAAGAAGACGACCAAAACUAUGGACGAACGCGGAUGAAUAAAAAAAAAAAGGGUAAGUCGUUUCCUUUUCGAAAAACUCUAAUAUUUUAUCGUAAGGUUAAUGGAAGAAUCAAUUAAAAGAAAAUCGAUCGACGACGAUUGUAUAGUGUAUUAUUAAUG
Vespa mandarinia (Asian giant hornet) is the source of this 2668-nucleotide messenger RNA. It is a transcript of the gene AstA-R1, whose product is annotated as allatostatin A receptor 1. The record is from RefSeq and is a predicted model, not a curated record. Lineage: Eukaryota; Metazoa; Arthropoda; Insecta; Hymenoptera; Vespidae. Gene Ontology annotation, biological process: G protein-coupled receptor signaling pathway. Gene Ontology annotation, cellular component: plasma membrane. Gene Ontology annotation, molecular function: G protein-coupled receptor activity.